Messenger RNA from Mytilus californianus (California mussel), 801 nucleotides. RefSeq lists its product as uncharacterized. The coding region runs from base 1 to 801 and encodes 266 amino acids. NCBI's taxonomy places the organism in Eukaryota, Metazoa, Mollusca, Bivalvia, Mytilida, Mytilidae. The record is from RefSeq and is a predicted model, not a curated record. The transcript is spliced from 5 exons.
AUGGAACAGAAGUCCAGUAUAGAAAAAUUACCUACACAGCAGUAUCUAGAUAUAAGAAGAUGUGAUUCUGGAGCAACGUACAUUAUAUGGGGAAGAAAACAGUGCCCAAAUAAUAAUACAGAACUUGUGUAUUCAGGAUAUGCAGGUGGGGGACAUUACACAGAGAAGGGAGCGGCUGUCGAAUACGUAUGUUUACCACCAGACCCAAAUUAUGUUAAGACUAGUGGCAAGGAUGAAGGCCGAAUGUACGGUGCAGAAUUUUACACUAAUUUUUUUGCUUCUGAUGGUGCGGAUGAAGACGUCCCUUGUGCUCUCUGUCGAACAAAUCAUGCUAACACAGCUAUAAUGAUCCCAGGAAAGAAUACGUGUUACAGUGGCUGGAAGGUUGGAUAUCAUGGAUAUUUGUCAUCUGGAUAUUAUGGCAAUGAUGCUGCUACAACUUAUGUGUGCGUUGACAUAAAGCCAGAGUAUAUUAUAGGAGGAGUGAAUCAAAAUCUUGGCUUUGCAGGUGGUGGCAAUUAUGCUGAUACAGGCUCAGCUGCUGAAUACGUAUGUUUACCACCAGAUCCAAACUAUGUAAAGACCAGUGGGAGUGACUAUAGUCGUAUGUACGGUGCAGAAUUUAAUUCCAACUUUUUUGCCUCCAAUUCUGAUGACGAGGACGUUCCCUGUGCUCUCUGUAGAACAGAACGUGCUACAUCUAUUAUAAUGAUUCCUGCAACAGGAGAAUAUGAUUCAACAGCAGCAGACAUCAACCCAACAACAACAGACAUUGAACCAACAACAGGAACAGACAAUUAA